AUGGUUCGCAUGAUCAAGAAUAUGGCAGAAUGGAAUGCUCUUAUGGAGACUUCCAAGUCCAAGACUGUUGUCGUCGACUUCACAGCAUCAUGGUGCGGUCCAUGUAAGAUGAUCGCCCCUAUUUUCUCUGAAAUUGCUGAGAAGAAUCCAGAUGUUGAAUUCGUCAAGGUUGACGUUGACGAAGCCGAGGAUGUUGCUGGACUCUGUGGAAUCCAAGCUAUGCCUACCUUCCAAGUAUACAAGGGUGGUUCCAAGGUUGAUGAAAUGAGAGGUGCUGAUUCCAAGGGACUCACGAACAUGGUCACCAAGAACAAGUAG
Molecule: messenger RNA, 318 nt
Organism: Cylindrotheca closterium
Lineage: Eukaryota; Bacillariophyta; Bacillariophyceae; Bacillariales; Bacillariaceae
Source: the annotation of a GenBank genome assembly